This is a messenger RNA of Enhydra lutris kenyoni (northern sea otter), 1913 nucleotides long. It is a transcript of the gene SLC3A2, whose product is annotated as solute carrier family 3 member 2. NCBI's taxonomy places the organism in Eukaryota, Metazoa, Chordata, Mammalia, Carnivora, Mustelidae. The record is from RefSeq and is a predicted model, not a curated record. Gene Ontology annotation, biological process: carbohydrate metabolic process; amino acid transport. The coding region runs from base 158 to 1762 and encodes 534 amino acids. The transcript is spliced from 9 exons.
UCCCCGGGCAGACGCGGACGCAGUAGCCGAAGCUUGCGCGGGGCUCCCUGGUACCCAGAGCCGGGGCCGAGGCCGUGGUGAGGCCGGGAAGGUAGGGACAGGAGUCCAGCCACCACUUGACCGCAGGCUGCAUCGCGUCGCCGGUUCCGCGGGCACCAUGAGCCAGGACACAGAGGUGGACCUGAAGGAGGUGGAGCUGAACGAGCUGGAGCCCGAGAAGCAGCCGAUGAACGCGCCGUCCGAGGCGGCCAUGGCCGCGGUCGUGGCGGGCGGCGCGGAGAAGAACGGUCUGGUGAAGAUCAAGGUGGCCGACGACGAGGCGGAGGCGGCGGCCGCGGCCAAGUUCACCGGCCUGUCCAAAGAGGAGCUGCUGAAGGUGGCGGGCAGCCCCGGUUGGGUGCGCACCCGCUGGGCGCUGCUGGUGCUCUUCUGGCUCGGCUGGCUCGGCAUGCUCGCCGGCGCCGUGGUCAUCAUCGUGCAGGCCCCGCGCUGUCGCGAGCUGCCGGCGCAGAGCUGGUGGCACAAGGGCGCCCUCUACCGCAUCGGUGACCUUCAGGCCUUCCAGGGCCCCGAGGGGGGCGACCUCGCCGGCCUGAAGGAACGUCUCGAUUACCUGAGCACCCUGAAGGUGAAGGGCUUUGUGCUGGGCCCAAUUCACAAGAACCAGAAGGAUGACCUCGCGGGGACCAACUUGGAACAGAUCGACCCCACUUUUGGCUCCAAGGAAGAUUUUGACAGUCUCUUGCAGUCGGCCAAGAAAAAGAGCAUCCGGGUCAUUCUGGACCUCACUCCCAACUACAGGGGCCAGAACUCGUGGUUCCUCCCCACAGAGAUUAACUCUGUGGCCGCCAAGAUGAAGGAUGCUCUGAGUUUUUGGCUGCGGGCCGGUGUGGAUGGGUUCCAGGUUCGGAACGUGGAGAGUCUGGAGGAUGCGCCUUUGUUCUUGGCCGAGUGGCAAAACAUGACCAAGAGCUUCAGUGAAGAUAGGCUGCUGAUUGCCGGGACCGAGUCCUCUGACCUUCGGCAGAUCCUGAGCCUGCUCGGGUCCACCAAGGACCUGUUGUUGACCAGCUCAUACCUGUCAAGCUCUGGUUCCACUGGGGAGCGCAUGAAAUUCCUGGUCACCCAGUAUCUGAACGCCACUGAGGAUCGCUGGUGCAGCUGGAGCCUGUCUCAGACGGGAUUCCUGGCUUCCCUCGUGCCGGCUCACCUCCGCCGUCUCUACCAGCUGCUGCUGUUCACGCUGCCCGGCACCCCGGUUUUCAACUACGGAGAUGAGAUUGGCCUGGAGGCAGCUGCCCUUCCUGGCCAGCCUGCGAAGGCUCCGUUCAUGCUCUGGGAUGAAUCCAGCUUCCCCAACACCUCAGGAUCCGGAAGUACCAACAUGAGUGUACAGAGCCAGAGUGAAGACCACGGUUCCCUCCUCUCCCUGUUCCGGAGGCUGAGCGACCAGCGGGGCAAGGAGCGCUCUCUGCUGCACGGAGACUUCCACAUGCUCUUCUCCCCCGAGCCCGACCUCUUCGCCUACAUCCGCCACUGGGACCAGAAUGAGCGCUUCCUGGUGGUGCUCAACUUCGGGGGUGUGGGCCACACUGCCAUGUUGGGGGCCUCUGGUGUGCCGGCCAGCGCCAGCCUGCCGGCCAGUGUCGACCUACUGCUCAGCACCGAUGUGGGCCGUGAGGAGGGUGGGUCUCUGGAGUUGGAGCACCUGAACCUGAAGCCGUAUGAAGGGCUGUUGCUCCGCUUCCCUUAUGUGGCCUGACAGGACACCCCUCCCCUCCCUUCCCAUCCCCUCCCCUCUCUGGGCCCUUCAGAUCCUGGUUUCUUUUCGUUUUUUUUUUACUGUCACAGAUUACAGAUGAAACCCCAGAUUAAGGUGUGUUCCGGCUUCAAAUAAAAGCCACUCCCACCUA